UCAAUUGAAACGUAAACAAAGCGCUCGCAACGGCAGCAACGCUCCGCGCACGGGAGCAUUCUGCACCGAUUCUAGUCGUUUUUAAAUCACUUUUCACUCACCUUCACCGCUAAGAAUAUAAAGUGUCCGGAUCCGGAGGCGCCCCGAACGAAAAACGGCAAAAUGAUACAGCAUGAAAACAAUCGCGUACAAAUGACGAAAAUGCGGCUGCUGCGGGAGUACCACAUCAAGGUGCUGGACAACUGGCUGUCCGAGUGUGUGUCGUUCUGUGUGCAGGAAAAUCCCACCAUUUCCAACGAGGGCGUGUUUCAGUUCGCAUUUAGCCAGUGGUUGCUGGCGGAUUUGAAGGAGAUCGGUACCGGGGUGCUGCCGCCGGGACUGGCCCAGAAGGGGGAACAGCACACGAUGAGCGGCUCGUUUCCGGUUCAGAUGCAGUACUUGAUGGACAUUUCUGAACCGGCGUACGACCAGUGGCGAGCGCUGUACGACAAAAAGCUGGACGAAGCGGACGACGAGGUGCAGAUGAGGAAAAGCCAAGCACCGAACGUAAAGAAACGAAGAAUGCUUAAACUCGAACUGACCGAUGGCAAACAAACGGUAGUAGCGAUGGAGCACAGUCCCAUCCGCUGCCUGAACACCAAGCUAACGCCCGGCUUGAAGCUGCUCCUAACCGGUCCGUUGCGCUGCAUCAAUCAGGUCAUCUUUCUCGAGCCGCGCAACGUGCGCGUGCUCGGCGGUGAGGUCGAUGUGCUGCUGAUAACGAACGCGUACGAGAAUGUGCUGCUGCGCGCGCUUAACAAACCGGCCAACCCGACCCCCAAGCUGGACUACGAAGAGCCGGACGUGUCGGAGGCUAGGCAUCGCGCCAACUACAGCGCAAUACAAUCGAUUCCGAUGGAUCGGAAGGCGGGCGGCGGCAGCAGCCAUCAUCAGGUGCCGAAUCAACGGGCACAUCAAAGGAAAUCUCCCGCCAUCGUGGAGGAUGAUGUGGACGAUUCGCUGCUGAUGGGCAUCGAUCUGGAUGUGAUCGAGUCGACGCAACCGAAACCGGAGCAGGUGCCGACCGUUAGCACACUGAUGGACGACGACGAUAUGGACGCGUUUGCCGUGCAGCUGGUGGAUGUGCCGCGGGAGCCGGAAAUUAUGCACCACCAGGUAUCGUCCACAAAACAGUCGCAAUCGUCGCCCGUAGCCCGUAAGGUGGCGCCAGCUCCCCUACGUCGCCCGGAACCGACGUACGAGGGCUUGAUUGAGGACGAUAUCGAUGUGAUGAACGCGCUCGAGGAUCAAAUUCAGAGCGAGCUGAGGGGCUUCGAUCGGUUGGAUGAGCAGUACGAUGAGGUAGCGCCUCCGAGGGCUAAAAAAUCCAGACCCUCGGAUGAGUAUCGGCAAGAGCAAGGGGAAAUGGAGACACUGCCACAGCCAGCCGCGUCCAGCAAAAGUAAAAGCCCCGAACCGGCGCCCACGACCGGCAAGAAGUUCAACCAAUUCACCACCUCGGACCUGUUCGAGGACAGCAUGGACGGGAUGGACGCGCUCGAGCUAAACGAACGGCCAACCACGCUCAGUAUCGUCGCGCCCAGCUACCCGCACCGUAUCGAUGGUACCAGCCUGGCGACGAUCGAUCAACUGAUGGCCCUGCCGGAGGAGCAGCGCCGUUCGGGCGCUGCCUUCGUCGUGUACUGCGAGGUGGAAGCCGUCACCGAGCAGCCCCGCAUCCGCAGGGAGCAGUGGAACCUGAGCGUGGAGCUGACGGACCAGUCGGCCGUACGGUUGCCGGUCCGGCUGCACGACCGCGUCAUCAGCCGCAUGACGCGCCACGACGCGGCGGAGCUGAUGCGGCUGCGCAAAACCGAUCGCGACGGCGUGAUGAAGCUGCUGGAUAGGAUACUGAGCGAGCUGAAGGAGCUGCUGCAGGACAUCAAGUGCUUCUGGCGGGUGGUUUACGAGCCGGAGUCGGACUCGGCACUGUCGGGCGGCCAGCCCCUCCAGCCGGUGGUGAUGGAAACGUACGAAAUGAGCGAAGAGCGCGGAGCGAUCCUGCUGGAGAAGAUCAUCAAGGAGAACUGUAGCCAGUUGAGAAAAUUGUUAUAGAUCGCAAUAGAAACGGAAGGCAAAUACAAAUUCAUUAAACAAAAACAGGAAA
This is a messenger RNA of Anopheles merus, 2146 nucleotides long. RefSeq names its product recQ-mediated genome instability protein 1-like. Gene Ontology annotation, cellular component: RecQ family helicase-topoisomerase III complex; nuclear body. Gene Ontology annotation, molecular function: nucleotide binding. The transcript has 3 exons. The coding region runs from base 163 to 2094 and encodes 643 amino acids. The record is from RefSeq and is a predicted model, not a curated record. Lineage: Eukaryota; Metazoa; Arthropoda; Insecta; Diptera; Culicidae. Gene Ontology annotation, biological process: double-strand break repair via homologous recombination; resolution of meiotic recombination intermediates.